ACUGUCAGUAUUAACCAAACUUUCAAGAUCGACAUCACAGCGGUCACUCAUGUACAGAGAUUUCUUAGCAAUUAAAGCUAUCGAAUGCGAUGACUGCAACAGAGAAUGAAUUCUCUGCAAAAUCAUACUUCCCGAUUCUUCGGCACUUUAGUUCGCAAAGAAACAGCAUAAGAUGCUACAUUGUGAGCGAAACCAAAGAUGACAAAAGAUGUGGCACUAUACGUUGCACCCGAUGGUGGCUGGGGUUGGGUAGUGGUGAUUGCGUAUGCCCUCAAUAACAUUAUAACGAUACCGAUCAUACAAGGUUUUGGAAUGGUGUAUAACGAUGAAUUUAAAAGAUUAAAUAUAUCGGCUACUCAGUCAACAGUAAUCAUUAAUAUCAAUCAAGCUUUCGGAAUGAUACUGGGCAUGAUGAAUGGGCCACUAAUACGCAUUUAUGGCUACCGCAAAAUAUCCAUUAUCGGCUCACUAUUUUACGCUACUGGUAUUAUCCUGACGUCUUUCGGUACAACAUUUAUUCAUUUUGUGAUUACGUACGGAAUGAUGGCCUCCCUUGGCUUAGCGAUGACCACUGCCGCCUGCUCACUCGCAGUCAAUUCCUUCUUCAAAGAAAAGAGGGGACGAGCGAUGGGAAUUUCCAUGACAAUCACGGGAUUAGGACCAAUCCUAAUGCCGCAAUUAGUUUCCGUUUUGUUACCGAUUUAUGACAGCGGGGGUACAAUGCUCAUUCUGGGCGCAUUGAGCCUCCAUGGGCUAAUUGGUUCCUCGCUCUUGCAGCCAUUAAAAUGGCAUGCGAAGCGGAUACAAGUGAAAGAAAAUAAAGAGGAUGACAUAAAAAAUGAAAUUGAAAAAUGCGAGGAAGAAUCAGAGUCUUUGAUGGAAUCUAAAAUAGGCUCAAUGAAUGAUUCUAACAGAGGAGCUUUGAGUGAAAAAAAGAAAAACCAGAGAAUAAGUUCCUCGGUCGUCGAUCUGUACGACGACAACGUGAGUAUUUACGGAUUUGAAACUCCCGUGUCCGUUCGACAAAAUUCUAUACUGGAUCUGAGAGCUGCAAGUGUUUCGAGUUUGAGCAAAAUUUGCAAAGCCGAAGGUGAAAAUUCAAUAGACUCAAGAACGUCCAUCUAUGAAAAUGAGAGGCGCAAUAGUCUCAAUGAAAACAAAAUAAGGCCUAGAUUAGGAUCGGCGAAUACGGAGUGUUUAGUUUUGUUGAAAAAACCAUUGAACAAAAGUUUGAUAGAAGAGGACGAGGAGUGUGAAAAUGGCAACGGCUAUGCAAGCAACGAGAUAAAGAAUAUCCAGCAGCAAUCGCCACCGAGCAGAGAGGCAUCGCCCAAGGACGAACCCAAGGCCCAGUCGUACCUCAAGCGCAUCCUGCAUCGGAUCGUCGAGUUCUUCGAUCUGGAUCUGUUGCGCGACCCGAUCUACGUAAACAUCAUGCUGGGCAUGUCGAUCGCCAUCUUCGCCGAGUUCAAUUUCUCGGUGCUGACGCCGUUCAUACUGUCGGACAUGGAUCUGGACACGCGUCAGAUCGCCACGAUCAUGAGCGUGAUCGCCUGCUCGGAUCUGGUGCUGCGGGCGUUGGCGCCCUACAUCGGCGAGUGGCUGCACAGGUCGCCCCGGGCCAUGUACCUCGUCAGCCUCUUCCUUCUCAUUUUCACGAGAUCGUGCUUGCUGAUAGUUAAUGACUUUGGCAGCAUAGUGAUCGUCGCCGUGGGCUUGGGUAUAGCCAAGGGUAUCCGAACCGUGUACAUGACACUCGUUAUUCCCAGUCACGUUUCGCUGGAGAAACUGACGUCCGCAAGCAGUAUUCAGUCAUUAGUCAAUGGGACUCUUUUGAUAGUUUUCGGCCCAAUCCUAGGGUUAAUAAGAGACAUCACCGGCAGCUACCUAUCCUGCGUAAUUCUAAUAAAUUUCGUGACGGCCAUAGCCGUGGUAAUGUGGCUCAGCGAGUUCGCCAUUAUUAGGUGCAAAAACCAAAACAAACGCAGAAAAAGAAAAUUGGAGCCGGCUUAAAUGAAAGUUGAAUCCGAUAUGUGAUAUAUAUUCAGAGUACUUUUACGGAGUAAUAAAAUUCAUUUUUUUGUUUUCUUAAGCGAGUUUUAUCAUCAGUGCUUAUAAUGUAUAGAAAAAAAAAAAUUAAAAAUAAUUAUAUUGCUCUUGGUUAGAGCAAAUAAGAGCUCGUAUUGAUAAAGA
This is a messenger RNA of Trichogramma pretiosum, 2193 nucleotides long. RefSeq lists its product as uncharacterized. NCBI's taxonomy places the organism in Eukaryota, Metazoa, Arthropoda, Insecta, Hymenoptera, Trichogrammatidae. Gene Ontology annotation, molecular function: monocarboxylic acid transmembrane transporter activity. The coding region runs from base 199 to 2013 and encodes 604 amino acids. Gene Ontology annotation, biological process: transmembrane transport; monocarboxylic acid transport. The transcript has 11 exons. The record is from RefSeq and is a predicted model, not a curated record.